Messenger RNA from Staurois parvus, 338 nucleotides. NCBI's taxonomy places the organism in Eukaryota, Metazoa, Chordata, Amphibia, Anura, Ranidae. The record is from the annotation of a GenBank genome assembly.
AUGCAGACUGCUUCUACAAACAUUGGUGAAAGACUGUGCAAUAGGUCCAUCUGUGAAAUUUCCUUGCACUAAAUAUUCCACGGUCAGCUGUUAGUGGUAUUUUAACAAAGUGGAAGCAACUGGGAACAACAGCAACUCAGCCACUAAGUGGUAAACCACAUAAAAUGACAGAGUGGGGUCAGCACAUGCUGAAGUGCACAAUGCGCAGAAGUCACCAAACGUCUGUAGAGUCAAUAGCUAAAGACCUCCAAACUUCGUGUGACUUUAAGAUUAGCACAAUAACAGUGCGUAGAGAGCUUCAUGGAAUGGGUUUCCAUGGCUGAGCAGCUUCAUCCAAG